CAACCCCACUAAGCUCUUCCUGAGCCAUCUGCAUGAUGAGCAGCGGACGCAGAGGUUCUGUUUGCAGGAGCCUCUUUGGCCCGGCUGACCACGACCAGCUGCGCCAGGACUUGGAGCUGAAGCUGCAGGAGAUCACAGAGCAGGACAGCCAGCRCUGGAACUUCAGCUUCCAGUCUGACACGCCGCUGAGUGGCAGGUUUGAGUGGGAAGUAAUAUCGACAGAGUGGGGAGCUGCCUGCACUCUUCAGCUGUGCUCAAAGACCCAGCGUGAGGAAAUGUGUGACAAACAGGAGUGCCUGACUGGCACCGACCAGGAGAACUGCUCCAGCAUCUCUAACGCCCCAAGGAGUCCUGCUGAGGGGAGCCCCAUCCAGAUGAAGAGGUCCAAAUAUGAAGCAGAGCCCAGAACCAACACACAAAUUACAGAUUUUUUCACUAAGAAAAGGAGGUCGACAGAAACCAGAAGUACUACCAAGUCUUCUCACAGCAGAUCCAGUGAAGCAGCUCAGUGCAGAACAUUGGGAUGAACUGAAAACUGACUUUGUUUCUCAAAUACUCCAGGCUGUUUUUGUACCAUCACCUUCAAGCCUGGAGGCAAAGGUCUUUGUGCGCCCUCUUUCACAUGUCUGUUACCAAAAUAUCUCAUGAACCUCAGGACAACGUUUAUUGAAAGUUGCAGUAAGUAACAAUUAGAGGUACUUUUGCAACCAUAUUGAAGUCAACUUGAUUUAAAAAUGGCUGCCACAGCCAUCUUAGCUUAAAAAAACAAAAAACAAAAAAUAGAUAUGAAUCUGCCAGUUUUACAAAUAUUGACCUAAAGUUUGAUGUGGUAGUAGCUGAGGUGGAUUUUCAACACACAUUUUGAGCACUGGCAGUUUGCCAAAAUUUAAGACCGAGAUCCUGAUCAAAGUCAACUUUCUGCAUCUGUCAGCAAUAAAUAAUAAUAAUAAUAAUAAUAAUAAUAAUAAUGGUAAUAAAUUCAUAUACUGGGCAGCUUUUUAAACUUUCAGGAAGUGAUCAGUGGAUGUACCUCUGCAAAGUGAUGGACUCAAUGGAUACCAGAGCAAAAUGAAUUUAUGUAAGACAGAAUUCUUAUAUAGUACAGCAAUCUUUGAAAUUGGKUGGUUUUGCUGCAGCUCAUUUACAACAGAUACUCCAAGUGUUACCAUCUGUAAAAAGUGUUUGUUUAAAACUUUUGCAUUGACUGAUGGAGUCAGUGAUUGGAAUUAGCAAAUGUGGCUACAACUUGGUGCAUUUUAGAAAUAAUCAUUUUCAGUUUAAUUUGGUAGUUGCUGAGAGUUAUUCUCAAUGCAUACGCUGAGUGUGACAUUUCACGUUUUCACAUGGAACUGUGUUUUAAUGGUCUUUUCAAGGAUUGACUAAAACGGCUACGACUUAAUCAAAAAAAUCUGACAUAAAUGUGGUGGGUGGUAUGCAUUCCUUCUAGCAACUCGACUUUUUUUUUUGUUUUAUUUAUUAUUUUUUUAACUUUCUAUGAUUUUCUUGAUGUUUGUGUUUAAGAUAAAUUUUACCUAAUGUUUAAGAUUUUUUUAUUCUAUUUAUUAAUUUAAUAUUUGGCUUGACUUUUUCCAUGUAGUUGUUCAGUUUCUGCAAACGCACUCAGCUGCAUUUGUUAAUCUGUUGUUGUCAUCUUUAAAUUAAAUGAAAAGCUUGUAAAUUUCCCUGGUUAUUGGAAUUUUAAUAAAGCAUGUAAUCACAGCAGA
Molecule: messenger RNA, 1724 nt
Organism: Austrofundulus limnaeus
Lineage: Eukaryota; Metazoa; Chordata; Actinopteri; Cyprinodontiformes; Rivulidae
Gene: cdkn1ca
Product: cyclin dependent kinase inhibitor 1Ca
Exons: 2
Coding region: 33-527 (164 amino acids)
Biological process (GO): regulation of cell cycle
Cellular component (GO): nucleus
Molecular function (GO): cyclin-dependent protein serine/threonine kinase inhibitor activity
Source: RefSeq, a predicted model, not a curated record